Gracilinanus agilis (Agile Gracile Mouse Opossum) is the source of this 1288-nucleotide messenger RNA. It is a transcript of the gene CTNS, whose product is annotated as cystinosin, lysosomal cystine transporter. The record is from RefSeq and is a predicted model, not a curated record. The transcript has 4 exons. The coding region runs from base 1 to 588 and encodes 195 amino acids. Gene Ontology annotation, molecular function: L-cystine transmembrane transporter activity. Gene Ontology annotation, cellular component: lysosomal membrane. Gene Ontology annotation, biological process: L-cystine transport. Lineage: Eukaryota; Metazoa; Chordata; Mammalia; Didelphimorphia; Didelphidae.
AUGCACUCUGGCCCAGGCUGGGGGAGGGGCGGCCCCGGGGCUCACCUGCAGCCCAGCUUCCGGGCUCGGGGCCACGUCUGCACGCGUAGCCCGGCUGGCGCUGGCCGUGGCCACCGGGGGCCCGCGUCGGGAGCAGCUCCCCCAGCCCCCCGUCCUUCCCUGCAGAGGGGCAGCCAGAAGGUGUCGGCGGCUGCCGUGGGCUUCCUGGUGCUGGCCUGGCUCUUCGCCCUGGCGGUGCUGUGCGCGGCGCUCCUGGCCGCCCUCUCCUGGCUCCAGUUUCUCUUCUGCUUCUCGUACAUCAAGCUGGCCGUCACGCUGGUCAAGUACUUCCCCCAGGCGUUCCUGAACUUCCGCCGGAAGAGCACGGAGGGCUGGAGCAUCGGCAACGUGCUGCUGGACUUCGUGGGCGGCUUCUUCAGCCUCCUGCAGAUGUUCUUCACGUCCUACAACAACGACGAAUGGAACUUGAUCUUUGGAGACCCGACUAAGUUUGGCCUUGGCAUGUUCUCCAUCAUCUUCGAUGUAGUGUUCAUCGUCCAGCACUACUGCUUGUAUAGACAGAAGCCAGGGUACGAGCAGCUCACCUAGCUCUCUGGGACAGCCCCACCAAUCCUGUAGGCCGAGGAGCCACGUGCCAGGCCCGUGUUGGCUCUGGUGCCCGCACCGUGGGACCCUCGUCCUCCGAGCCCACAGCCUGGAGGGAUGGCGAUGCUGCCUCUGCCCGCCGGAAUCGUGCCGUCCUCGCUCCCGCCGCCAUCCUAGCCCACUCGUCUGCUGAGACUAAAUGGCGCCCCCGGCUCGAGAGAGCGGGAGCCCGUCCUGCCCCCCGGCCCGAGGCCGCCCGUCCUCAGAAACGUCUCUCUUGUGUUUGUUUUCAAGGCUCUCGCCGCCCUUCACGGGUUCUGAGGCUCACCCUUAGUAGCUUCGUGCCAGAGGAGGGAGCUGGCGCCCGCUGUCUCUCCAAGCAUCCCACCUGGCAGCUUCUGCCAGGAGGGCACCCGGCCCGCCGGCCCCUGUUCCGCCACUCUUUCUAAGACCCCCGGACCCAGGCACCUGCAGACCCUGGCAGCGGUGGUGCCUGCCACGUCGGGGGGCCCGAGCGGUUUGGGGGAACCUCGGGGUGCAGCCUCGAGCCUGGUGGCGGGUGCAGGAGAGCCUCGGGCCCCCCCCCGCAAUGAUGGUGGCGGUGGCUGGCCGCAGGGCCUUUUUCUACAUUUCCCACGUGUUGUAGGGAAGGCUCGGUGUCGGAGGCCUCGCUCUCGAUUAAAGUAACCGUUACUUUUCCACG